UUAUACAAACUGAGCUGCCUCUGGCCCCUCCCAUGCAGAGCGUCCACGGGAACUGGACCAGCAGAAGGAAGAAGUAUGGAGUUAAAGACUGCAGCUUGAACUGAAAAACCCUGGCCAGGCCGCAUGCUGCAGGGAACCCAGUCCAGACCCCAGGAGAGCCCCUCUGCCCCUUCGGACCCCGUCCGUCUCCCAUCUACAAAACGUGGACAUUGGCCCAGUUGACGUGUCUCUACAAAGAGGUACAUAUACCACUGCCCCGUUGCAGGCUGAUCUGGGGAGGCCUCCGGCCCAGGGCAGAUACCGCCAUGGCCCUCCUCAUGCACCUGCUGGUCUGCAUCUUCGGAAUGGGCUCCUGGGUGACCAUCAAUGGGCUCUGGGUAGAGCUGCCCCUGCUAGUGAUGGAGCUGCCCGAGGGCUGGUACCUGCCCUCCUACCUCACGGUGGUCAUCCAGCUGGCCAACAUCGGACCCCUCCUGGUCACCCUGCUCCAUCGCUUCCGGCCCAGCUGCCUUUCCGAAGUGCCCAUCAUCUUCACCCUGCUGGGCGUGGGAACCAUCACCUGCAUCAUCUUUGCCUUCCUCUGGAAUAUGCCCUCCUGGGUGCUGGACGGCCACCACAGCAUCGCCUUCUUGGUCCUCACCUUCUUCCUGGCCCUGGUGGACUGCACCUCCUCGGUCACCUUCCUGCCCUUCAUGAGCCGACUGCCCACCUACUAUCUCACCACAUUCUUUGUAGGUGAAGGACUCAGUGGCCUCUUGCCUGCCCUGGUGGCUCUUGCCCAAGGCUCAGGUCUCACUACCUGCGUCAAUGUGACUGAGUUGUCAGACAGCAUACCAAGCCCUGUGCCCACAGGGGAGACUGACAUCACACAGGGAAUUCCCAGAGCUUUGGUGUCCACUCUCCCCAGAACGGCAGCACCGUGGUCCCACCUGGAGACCCGCUACCUCCCCGCCCACUUCUCGCCCCUGAUCUUCUUCCUCUUGCUGUCCUUCAUGAUGGCCUGCUGCCUCGCUGCAUUCUUUGUCCUCCAGCGUCAACCCAGGUGCUGGGAGGCUUCCGUGGAAGACCUCCUCAACGACCAGGUCACCCUCCACUCCAUCCGGCCACGGGAAGAGAAUGACUCGGGCCCCACCGGCACAGUGGACAGCAGCCAGGGCCAGGGACACCUAGAGGAGAAAGGAGCUCCCUGCUGCCCGGCCCACCUGGCCUUCAUCUAUACCCUGGUGGCCUUUGUCAACGCACUCACCAAUGGUGUGCUGCCCUCUGUGCAGACCUACUCCUGCCUGUCCUACGGGCCGGUUGCCUACCACCUGGCCGCCACCCUCAGCAUUGUGGCCAACCCUCUCGCCUCCCUGCUCUCCAUGUUCCUGCCUAACAGGUCUCUGCCGUUCCUGGGGGUCCUCUCCAUGCUUGGGACCUGCUUUGGGGGCUACAACAUGGCCAUGGCGGUGAUGAGCCCCUGCCCACUCCUGCAGGGCCACUGGGGUGGGGAAGUCCUCAUCGUGGCCUCGUGGGUGCUGUUCAGCGGCUGCCUUAGCUACGUCAAGGUGAUGCUGGGCGUGAUCCUGCGUGACCGCAGCCGCAGCGCCCUCUUGUGGUGCGGGGCGGCGGUGCAGCUGGGCUCGCUGCUCGGAGCGCUGUUCAUGUUUCCGCUGGUAAACGUGCUGCGGCUCUUCUCGUCUAAUGUUUUUCAGGAUGUUGGUGACCAACUGAGCAAAGAGACGCUGCAGGAAAAGGAGAAACAGCUCUUCCUCCCUCCCAGGCCAGCAGGAAGCAAAUCCCGGGAAAUGCUGUGA
Cebus imitator (Panamanian white-faced capuchin) is the source of this 1796-nucleotide messenger RNA. It is a transcript of the gene SLC52A3, whose product is annotated as solute carrier family 52 member 3. Gene Ontology annotation, biological process: riboflavin transport. The record is from RefSeq and is a predicted model, not a curated record. Gene Ontology annotation, molecular function: riboflavin transmembrane transporter activity. The transcript has 8 exons. Lineage: Eukaryota; Metazoa; Chordata; Mammalia; Primates; Cebidae. Bases 306 to 1796 code for a protein of 496 amino acids. Gene Ontology annotation, cellular component: plasma membrane.